UCGCAUAACACAGUCCUGCUUUAGACGUCGACCCGUUUGGUGGUUGUAUUUAAAAUACAAUAGUGUUUUCUCUACACAGUGUGGUAUUUUUCCCGUACGUUCCAACAUAGUGUGAUUGACAGAAUACUGGUUAAAUACCAAAAAAAAUAGUACAUCAAAAAUAUAAACCGAGUAAGCUCCAGUGUUGUACGUGUUCGAUUCGUGUUCUACACUCCUAAGCUAAAUUUUAUAGUCUACAAAAUGUUGAUUGGAUUAGUGCGAGAUUCCGUGAUGCAGUGCUUCUGCCAUACGUGUCGAGCUCCUGUGUUGCCGGCAGUCAAUCGACGAUCAGCUCCAACAAAAAAACCAACUAAAACUCGAACCAAACAGCCAAAGGCGUCCAAGAAAGUAAAAUUCAUAACUACUGAGAUCCGUUGCCAGGAAAAGUCGAAAGGCGGCCUGUGCUAUGAAGUAAUCCUGGCAGAGCCAGCAGGUAAUGUGGCGUUGCCGAAACUUCCACCAACCCAGGGCAAGAAUGUGUCCGCGGAGGAGAUCGAAGAGAAGCUAAAGGCUGCGGAAGAACGCAGACUAUCUCUGGAGGCAAAGAAGAUGGCUGACUGGUCGGCAAAAAUGGCUAAAAUUGAAGAAGCUUCUCGCAAGAAAGAUGAGCUGGACAAAGAAUUCAAAACACAUGCCAAGGAGGUGCUGCACACCAAGAUGGAACAGUAUGAGGAAAAGCGAGAACAACAGCUAUCCGAAAUAAAGGAAAAACUAAAGACACACGCAGCCGAUAUUGAGAAGACGAGACAGAGUUUGGAGCAGCAAAAGGUGGAGGAGCUGCAAAAACAUCUCGAAGAUAAAUUGCGAAAUGCUGCCACGCUUCGUGAUGAUAACAUUAAGAAAAUUCUGGAUCGACUAAAGGAACACAACACCGAUAAGUUGAAUGAAGUCCGUGCAGCCUGCUACCAGACCGAAGCACAAAAGACCACCGAAAAGACGCGUGUCAUCGAAAACAAGCUGUCCACCGCCGAGCAAAAUCGUGAAAAGGAACUCCAGAAGAAAUUGGAAAACAUUCGCAAGCACGAACGACGUGCUGAGUUGGUUCGCCAGAAUAAGGCGGCUCUGGCUCAGAAGACGGAUGUUACGGCUUCGUCUGGUUAGACAAAAACAGCAGCGGCUUGAAUUAAUAUGAAAUAACAACACAUACACAGACACGCAUACACAAUACACACGAUAUGCUAACACUAACAAAGAAGCAAAUAUUGCAUAAUUUAAGUAUCGCAAGCACACGCAGAAAAAAGGUCGCAAAAAUAUCUUGUUUUUUUUAUUCGAGUUAUGUUUUAAUUAAUGAACCAAUACGAAUGUUUGUGAAAAUUGCUGGUAGAAUGAACCGUGUUUAAUUUACAAAUAUGAAUUCAAAAUGAAAUAAUCAAGCAAAUCCACUUGUGAUGCAGGGCAGGAAACCGUUGGAAAUCGCCAAUGACCUGUUAUAAAUCGUGAAAAAAUUAGCCAAUCGAGAACCAACUGAUCACGAUCAAUAACAUUAUCUAACACAGCAUAAAACAGAAGAAAAACAUGCACCUACUAAUCAACAACCAACUUGCGCAUUGAACCAGAUAGAUAGUUAGAUAACGAACAUCAACUUGAAAAUCUGAAACGGGUGGAGCUCAUGAAUCUGUAUUAAGAACCCAAGACCAUAAUGUUGUUUAAUUAAAAAAAUGUGUAGCUUUUUCGCGCAUAUUACAUUACUCAAGUGAAUGUUUGAAAUUGUGCAUACUGUCUUGUCAUCUGAAGAUAGAUACGAAAGCGCGGCAGCAUGAGCCUCAUGGUAAUAAACAUCUAUAUCAGAAGCGCAGCAGAAACAAAUUGCUCUAGUAAAAGUAAAUGAAAUGGGAUGAGUGAAAUGAUAAAGUAUGAUGUUAAGCUCAACAAGCCGACAAAAACGAUAAAAAGACUAACAGGAGUUUUACUUUGUACUGCCCUCGUAUGGUAAGUCCUUUCUAAAAGGCUCGAAAUGUAAAACUAUUUGAAUACAGAGAAGAAAUAAUGAACCGGUAUCAACAUCUUAGUUUAUCUCUGCCCAUGUCACAAAAGUUGUCACUAUAAGAAGCGCAAGUAACACAAAAGCACAGUCAAAAACAAAGAUUAAUAACAUACUAACAGAAAGUUAAAAUAGAGCUGAAAUCAAUGAAGCAAAAUAAACGCAACAUUAAAUGAAAAAAAUA
Anopheles funestus (African malaria mosquito) is the source of this 2204-nucleotide messenger RNA. RefSeq names its product stathmin (gene stai). Gene Ontology annotation, biological process: neuron projection development; microtubule depolymerization; regulation of microtubule polymerization or depolymerization. Gene Ontology annotation, molecular function: tubulin binding. The record is from RefSeq and is a predicted model, not a curated record. Gene Ontology annotation, cellular component: cytoplasm; neuron projection. The transcript is spliced from 7 exons. Lineage: Eukaryota; Metazoa; Arthropoda; Insecta; Diptera; Culicidae. Bases 241 to 1140 code for a protein of 299 amino acids.